Tremella mesenterica DSM 1558 is the source of this 1722-nucleotide messenger RNA. RefSeq lists its product as uncharacterized. The transcript is spliced from 4 exons. The coding region runs from base 1 to 1722 and encodes 573 amino acids. NCBI's taxonomy places the organism in Eukaryota, Fungi, Basidiomycota, Tremellomycetes, Tremellales, Tremellaceae. The record is from RefSeq and is a predicted model, not a curated record.
AUGAGGAGGAUCAGAAUCGUGAGGGUGAAAGGUGGUGUAGAGGACAACAACGUUGAUAGUCCUGAGUUCGUUCGCGUUUCCCCCGCUCCCCAAAUCGUGGGCCAGAAACGACCUCGUGCCCUUUCCUCCUCUUCCUCUUCCUCUUCUUCUUCUUCUCCUUCCGGGGUUCCCCCCCCUGCCAACGCCGACGCUGCCGCUGCCGCUGCUGCCGCCGCCCGUCCUGUCGCCGCUCUCCGUCCCCCUGUCGUUCCCCGUCCCGCCGCCGUCGUCGCUGCUCCUGUCGCCGCCGCCGCCGCCGCUUCUCCCUCUCCUCCCCGAGGGGAGCCUUCGCCCAAACGGGUGAAGAGGUCAUUACGGGAAGAAGAGUACUUGUGGAGUAAGUUGGAGUCUGAGCCUGGUCGUUGGGUUGCGGUUGGUGUUGAUGAGGCGUGCGAUCGUUGCCGACGUGAGAUCAUCACGUAUAAUCGUCCGAACUGGCCCUGCCUCAAGGCAGUCCGGCCACACAACAAAGCCCUCCGCUGUGCUUCAUGCACAUCUGGUCCCUGCUCCUUCUGUCCCGUCUCCUCUGCUCGGGACAUCCCGCCCCGUCCCUCCGACUCUUCGCCUUUCCCCCCUCCUCAGACUCCAGCGUCCGUCCCCCGUUCGCGGGUACCUCCUUCGUCUCUCCGGUCGGUUCGCCGGACUUCGCCGGACCUCCGCCCGUUGCCUCCGUCGCCGUCGCCCUUCGCUCCUGUGGCCGGCCCAUCACGUCUCCCGGCUGUUCCUCCUUCGUCUUCUCGCCGUCCUUCGGCCUCCCGUCCUUCGGCGCCACGUCCGUCCUCUCCAGUGGUAGCUUCUCCUCCAGCUCACGGCAGCCGAAGUCGGCGUCCUUCUGUUGCUCCGGCCACUUCGGCGGCCCCUCCCGUCACCCCUCCCUCUGCUUCCCAGAAGACACCGAAGUCUUCUUUAAAGAAAUCAAAAGGGAAAUCUAAAGAGAAGGAGGUUGCCUUCAAUGAUGGUGAUGUGGAAGAUGAAGAUACUCAGCGUGCUGGUCCCUCUGCUCCCCGGUUGUCCCUCGUCCACCCUCGUAUCUCCCUGGACGUCCGUAUUCCUGAGGACGAAAAGGAAUUCGCCACUUAUCGUUCUCUCGUCCUCGGUCUCACUACUCAGCUCGAGGCCGCCCAAAAUGAUACAUCUCUCCUGCUUGACUUCUCUUCUCGUCAAGCUAACGCUUUAAACAGUCUCACUGCGGCGUUAGUAGAUGUAGUCAAUACUGGGGCUCUGGACGACGAAGCAAGGACGAGGUUAGCGGACGUCUCUCGCCGAAGCCUUACUGAGAUAGCCGAUGUUCGCCGAAGACUGUUCGACACCCCCUUCCUAGUUACUCCUAUGGCGUAUGAGCCACCACUGUCCCUUGACUGGUUAGGUCGCCGUAGUAGUUCUCGUGUCCCAGCUUCCGCCCAGACUGCUCUCGACCUCCUCAGUCUUCCCUUCGAGUGUCUACGGACCAUACGUUCUCUGUGGAAGACUCCGAGCAUGCAAGCUGCUCGAGAUGUCCAGGACUUCGGUGACUUCUUCGGGGCUAUGAAUCGGGCAUGGAAUGCUUCUCUCUCUACUGCGUUCCCGUCUGAGACUCUCGAUCUACCUUCGGUCAUUGGUAGCCUCCACACCAAUCCCGCGGGACCGAGUAGAGCGAAGGAGAAAGGAAAAGGAAAGGGUAAGAGUAAGAGCAAGGACAAGUGA